GUGUUAAAUAUUUUGCUAAUGAACAACGAACUUAUGUUACAUUUCAACCUUCACGUGAACGUGCACCACAUUCGAAACAAAAAGAAGUUAAACCGAAAAUUACACAAGUUACGGUAGAUUGGUACCAGAAAGUUAAGACUGAUACACAUGGACACGUUAUUUGGGCUGGAUAUAUUAGCUUUAGGUUUUCAGUAGCAAGAGGACAUUCAUAA
Molecule: messenger RNA, 212 nt
Organism: Racocetra persica
Lineage: Eukaryota; Fungi; Glomeromycota; Glomeromycetes; Diversisporales; Gigasporaceae
Source: the annotation of a GenBank genome assembly